Symbiodinium sp. CCMP2456 is the source of this 2168-nucleotide messenger RNA. The record is from the annotation of a GenBank genome assembly. NCBI's taxonomy places the organism in Eukaryota, Dinophyceae, Suessiales, Symbiodiniaceae.
GCAGAUAUGUUGGAGCACGAGCCUACUCUGGUUCGGCGGCUCCGCAGAACCAACACAACAAGGCGGUGAACGAGGCGCCUGCCGCAACAGAAAUGUUCCUGCCGCAUCACCUGCUCCCGUGGGGUUCACCCAUCUUCUACUUUGCACUGGUGGCAGUCCCACUCCUGUGCAUAUACAACGAGAUGCAGGACUCCAAGAUGGACGAGGUCAACCAAGCCAUGCGGGAGGAGCGGCUGAAGCGCCGGGAGGAAAAGCUUUCCGCGGAGCAGGAAGAAGUCAGCAUCCGCGAGUUCGAGGAGCCCGUGGUUGAUUUCACGGUGAACCGGCUGAAGCUUCUGCACCUCAUCGACAAGGCUUGCGGCGGCCGCAGCAAAGCCGGCACCAGUUCCGAGUUUCGACUGGAGAACAUGGGCGCCCUGAGGCCGCAGCUGGCACGAGACCUGCGCGAUUGUGGCCUGAGCUUAGGCUACCCUAAAGCAGAUCGCGUCAAUGGCUUCCUUCUCGAAAAGGUUGAGUUUCAAAGUCGAGACAACAUCUCCCACUUCGCCUUACGCCUGGCUUUCUGCAAGAGCAACGAGGCUCGCGAGUGGCUGCUGAAGCAGGAACAGCGCCUGUUCGUCUUGCGCUUCGAGGGCCUGAACACAGACGCAAAGGAGGCUUUCGUGGAGUCCACUGGCAUUAGAGCUCAGAGGUUCGAGGAGCCGUCCGAGGGCGGCCCGACUCUCUCGAUGCUUCAAAAGUGCACGGCUGGCGUGAAGACCUGGAGAGACGGGCGCGCGGAGGUUGAGCAGGUCUUUUAUGCGAUGUCCUUCACCGAGGUACCCCCUGCAUUUAUCGCAGGGAGGAGGGUGGUGGUCAAGAAGGGCAAGGCCUACGUUCCUGCGAGCUCACUGAAAAUGAUCGUUGCAAAGAAAUUCAAGGACCUCCUGGCAGCAAGCUUGGAUGUGGCCUUCCAAGGCAUCCACAUGGCCCUGGCCGAUCCUCGAGUGGGUCUCUUCCUGCGGCAGCUGCAGGAGAUGGGCAUGCAGCUGGUGCUGCCCAUGCGCACCUCUUCCACGGAGGAAGCCGGCGAGAAGCUGAACCUCGGCAACUUCGAGGAGCUUCUCUCCCGCUCCCUGCCUCCCUGCAUGCGCCGGCUCGUAGAAAGGCAGCGGGAGACCAAGAAGCACUUGAAGCACGCAGGGAGGAUUGCGGCUUCUCCUUCGAAGACUCCGUCAGCUGGUGGAAGCAGGAGCUGUGCCGCGAUCCGACCAUCGAUUCCGGGAAGUUCGACAAGAAUUACAUGUACGAUCUCGAGCACGCUUACGGGAAGAAGGGCCACCUUCAAGGAGCCGGAUGUAGAAGAAGCGCGGGGCGAAUACGUCUAUGCUGGUUGCGACCUGAAGCCGGCUCUGCCUUUUGCUCUUUUCACGUCUGUGGUGGUGGGGGCACUUUGCACUGCACUCGUCCAGAUUCCACUGUUCUGCCGUUUGCAGAAGUGGUCCCAGGCCGAGGCUCCGCUGACAACCCUGGAUGUUGGGCUCGCUGCAGUCACCGUGGUUUUGAUGGGGUACUGCUCCUUGGCGGACCCUGGGCAACUGAAGAAGACGAGGAAUGUCCCCCUCGACGGGAUUGACCUGGAGCAGGGUGAGCGCCCUUUCCGGGCUCAUGAGUCCUGGCAGUACGGUCGAAAGAUCCGACGAUAUGACCAUUAUUGCAAAUGGGUGCAUAACGUCAUCGGUCUCCUGAAUCACAGGGAGUUCGUUGUGCUGCUUGUUUGCCUGUGCAUGACUGGGCUGUUUGGCAUCGUCCUGGACGGCAGUCUUGCGUUGCUCCUAGCACAGAAGGGCAUGUGGGAAGAGGAGAUAGCGGUCGUAUCGCACCUUGCAUUCUCGGUGGGCCUCCUGGCCAUCGAAGUGCCGAUUUUCCGCAUCCACAUCGGCCUCGUUUCCAGGAAUGAACUGGCCGCAGAGUGGAGACACCACGAUAACUACGUGGCAAACAACACGUCCCAGGGCGACUGUAUUCCCGUCCAGGAGCUGGAUGUUGAAGAGUACAAUCAGCUCUACGAUGCACAGGCUUUCAUCUACGACAAGUCCAGGAACCGUUGGGACCUCGGUUGCUUCAACAACUGCUGGACGUUUUGGUGCUGGCCGCGCUGGCCAACUGCCGAAUUGGGCGAGUUCUGA